UCGAUAAAUAUUACAAUUUUAAUUUUUUAUUUUUUAUUAUUUUUAUAUAAAUUUUUUUUUCAAGCAUCAUUUCUGUUAAUCCAUUUAUUUUUGAAUUAAAGGCAAUAUAGUGUCGUUUAAAAUUUUGUUUUUUUACUAUAACAAGGACGAAAAAUAAUUAAUAAAUAUUUGAAUAAUUUAAUUGUGUAAAAAAAUGUGUGUAACAAUUAAUAAAUAAAAUAAUUUAAAUGUAUUUUAAAAAAAGACUAAUAUUUUCUUUUUAAAAUACAAAAAAAAAAUUACAAAACAAUCUACAUUCUAUGCCAUUCAUAUGUACUUUUAAUACGAGAAAAAAUUUUUUCACAUAUACUUUGAAAAAAUAUUAAUAAUAGUGUUAUGUGUAUAACUAUAAAUAUAGAAUUUUCAAUUUAAAAUAAAUAUAAAAAUUAUUGAAAUGUAAAUUUAAUUUUUAAUAUUUACAAUUCUCAUAAGUAAUUACAAAAUACAAAAAAAUAAUUCCAGGAAAAGAGUAGAACAAUGAGAGACUUUGCGUAUGUAUAUGUGCGUUUUAAUAUAAAACAAAAUUAAAUUACAGUGUAAUGAGAAUUUAAUUUAAAAACAAUAUAAAAAAAAUAAAUUAAAAAUUAAAAUGAAUGAAUUAUUUAAAAUUUUUAUUUAAAUAUAUUAAUCAUGCAUUUAUAAUAUUAUUAAUAUAAUAUAUAAUUAAAAAAAAAAUAUAAUAAAUAGUAAUAAUGAAUUUAUGGAUUUAUGUCUAUUUAACAGCACUAUUAGGGUGUUGCUAUGUUUCACCACUAUCAGUUACCCAUAUUGAUGUUCCCGAAAUUGUAGAUUUUCGAGAUCGUGUCACUUUAUCGUGUAGCUUUAAUAUGGGUGGUCAUAAAUUAAAUUCUGUAAAAUGGUACAAAGAUGAAGAAGAGUUCUUUAGAUAUUCGCCUAUGACACAUCCAAUAUUCCUAACAUUUCCAGUUGAUGGGGUAACAACAUCAAAAGAAGGGAUUUUUUGUAAUGAAUUAACAUGCAGUAUUAAUUUAAGUCAAUUAAAGCGUAAAUCAUCUGGUACAUAUAGAUGUGAAGUAUCUGGUGAUGCUCCAGAAUUUAAAUUAGCAACAAAGGCAUCAAAUAUGACAGUAGCAGCUCUACCACAACAUGAUCCAUUAAUAAGUGGUGUUAGUAUUCAAUAUGAAGUUGAUCAAUAUGUCAUUGCAAAUUGUACAUCAGAUUAUUCAUCACCUCCAGCGACACUAUCAUGGUAUAUAAAUAAUGAAAGAGUAUUUCCAGAAUGGAUGCAACCACAACAAGAAUCAUCAAUGGAAAUGAAUGAAUUUUUAAUGAAAUCAAGAAGUUUGGUGCUAAAUUUCUAUUUAAAUAGUCAAAUAUUUUAUCAUUCAGACGGCAUAUUAGAAUUAAAAUGUGUUGCUGAAAUUGAUGAAAAUAUGCGUAGAGAACGUAUUGCAGCAUCAUAUUUAUUACCACAAAAUGAUUAUUUAAAUAAUCAAAAAUUAUAUUACAAUAAUAAUUUGGGCAACAGAAGAAAAAUGUUAUCCUUUAUAUCACUGGCAAUUAUAGGAUUAAUAUUUAACGGAAUUUCGGAUUGGUUUCUUAAAGUUAAUUCAAUAGAUUUUUUAAGUUGAUUUCAUUUAUAAACACAAAAAAAAAAUAACAAAUUUAUGAAUAAAAAAAAUAAAUUUUAGUUAGUUUAUUUUUUAUUGUUUUCGAAAUAAGAGUAGAGAAUUUUUUUUUCUAAUUUUUGUUACAUUUUAGUUUUUAAGGGAUAAAAUUAAAUUACAUUGAAUUUUUUAUAAAAAUAUGAAAAACAAGAAAAAAAAUACAAAAAUAACUGAAAGUAUUGGCCAUAUAAUUUCAUUAGUAAGGGUUAAUAGUGGAAAAACUUGAUUUUUGACUCUUGAAAUUAAGCGAAAGUUUUAUAUGAGAGCGGAAAAUGCAUAAUAUUAUUCACAUAAUUUGAUUUGUAGAGUGGAAAUGUGUCUUUUUACUAUACAACAACAUUUUUCAGUGAUAAUGUUGAAAGUCGGAUUGAGUUUUAGUCUAGUGUUUUAAAUAAAAAUUCUGACUAUUUUUAGUUUAUCGUGUGAGAAUUUCGAAAUAUUUUUAAUAUUUCUCAUCUUCUAAAGUGAGUCAACUUUUAGUUUUUAUAUAUUCCCACUCACAAUUUCUAAAAAACUAGAGAUACAUGAACGCUUGAAAAAUGAGAAUAUUUCUCUUAAUUGUACAACAAUUGAUGAUGAAGCUCACUCUUAUAUUCUUUUCAGGGUGGCUCCGUGAAUGUGAAAUGUGUACUCAAUAAAGUUAAAUAUUAAUUAUACAUGUGAAAAUUAAAUUUUUUUGGGGCUUCUUUCAAUUUUACAAUUUUUAAUACAAAAGAGCCGUAAAUUUUAAAUUAAAGAAUACCUGAUUGAAUAAAAGCAUUUUUACGAAAAUAAUCGCAAAGCCCGCUUUACCUUAAUAUAACAAUUGAAAUUAUAACGCAAUACUUAACAGUUAAAAAAAAAAUAUUAGAAAAACAAAAUUUAUUUUAAAAAUAAAAAAAUAAUUGUAAUAAGUGUAAAUAAAAAAUUCAAAUUUAUUUUUAAAAUAAAAACUAAAUUAGAAAAAAAUAUAAAAAUUAAAUUUAUAAUUUUGCAAAAAAAAAAGGAAAAUAAAGAAUUUGUAAAUAAAAAAAUUUAAACAAAAUAGCGCAGAACGAUAACAUCAAAAACUACAAAAUAAAGCAAAACACAAGAAACUAUUCACAAUGGCUGAGUCUCAAAAAAAAAAAUAAAAAAUUUUACCAGAUAUUUUUGAAUAUUAACAAAAAUUACAACUUAAACUAAAAGAAAAAACAAGAUAAAAGAUAAAAAAAUUAUGCAAAUUGUAAAUAAACACUAAAAACAAAAUAUUAAAAAUGAAGAAACCCAAAAAUAAAGAGAGAAAACGGAGAAAGUAA
Condylostylus longicornis is the source of this 2944-nucleotide messenger RNA. RefSeq lists its product as uncharacterized. Bases 732 to 1631 code for a protein of 299 amino acids. The record is from RefSeq and is a predicted model, not a curated record. The transcript is spliced from 6 exons. Lineage: Eukaryota; Metazoa; Arthropoda; Insecta; Diptera; Dolichopodidae.